GCACAUUGUUCGAAAAGCAUGCACUGUAAGUCUGCUGUUUUAAAGAAAAAGUAAAUAUCCAUAAAAAAUGUGUUCUUUAUGAUUGAAGGGUGAAUGGAGGCAACACAGCUGAUCGAUGACUCAAUAUUGGAAGAGUCAGAGGAGGAGGAUGGAGAGAUGCGAAAAGAGAAGCGAGGAGAGCCACUGGCCAAACUCAGGGUGUUAAAAAAUGAACACAUCUCAGAGACUGAGUUGCCUCUCUACCAGGGAGAGAAUGUGUUGGGUCGAAACCCAAACUCCUGCUCCCUGCCCCUCGUGGCCCGCUCCGUAUCCAAGCAACACACCGUCAUCUCCAUCUCAAUGUUUCACGGCAACCGUUGUCACGGCAACGUUGCCACCAUGGAGACAGAGGCUUUAGUGUGGGACCUGGGGAGCAUGAAUGGGACAAGGAAGGGCCGGACCAAACUGACCCCUCACGUCCGCUACGCUCUGACCGAGGGAGAGUGUGUGGUAAUAGCUGACAUCCCCUGCCAGUAUGUCUCUGUGGACCAGAGGGGGGGACAGGGGCACAUGCAGAACCCGAUCAACGCACACUCUGGAAGGGGAAGGAGGACAGGGCCAGACAGGAAGGCCCAGUUCAGAGGAAGCCCUAUUGGCCAAGGUCUGGGACGAGAGACUGGCACACCGAAGACUGAGAGACCGACUGAGGGUAGAGGAGUCAAUGGAGAGAUGGGGGCACCAUCGUCGACUGAGCUGGGUGGAAAGGGUCAAACUCGGGCCAUACCCCUGUCGUUGGAACAAACCCCCACACAGCCUGAGAGGACACUGGUGCCUGAAUCUGAGUCUGACUCCGACGGAGAGCGAGAGGGACGGAGAGACAAACGGGGAAAGUACUUUGUCUCUGAUUCUGACUCCCACAUGUCCAGUCCCACCUGUUCUACAUUCCUCAGUCCUACAAACAAAGUCAUUCCAGAGAGUGAGGACGACAGCCCCAUCACUCACUCCUCUGCUAAAAACAGACCCAAGAAAGUAGUGAGCUUCAGUGAGGAGGAGAGCGACAUGGAUGGACCGAGACAGCAUCCCAGGAGAAGAAGAGCACAAGUGAUAGUGGAAGACAGCGAGGAGGAGGGGAAGGAAGGCACAGAGGCACUAGGAGAGAAGGAAACUGGGACAAGGACAAGAGGAAAGGAAGAUGUGUCAGUGGUGAACCAGGUCAGUCAAGUUGAGAGAGAUAGAUUAACCCCCUCUGCACCGAUGGUGUCUACAGAGGUCAAGUUUAACAUGGACAGUGACACAGACGUAGAGGGAGAGGAGGAGAUGGGGCUGUCUGCACCUGUAAACAGUGUUACGCCACCAGACGCAACAGAACCUCCUACUACAGACUCUGACCCAGGCCAGAUCCACAUGGACAGUAAUACUGAUGUCGAGGAAGGAGAUACUAUGGACGGUGACUCUAAGUUAAUGCUAACUGCAGCCGAUGUGGAGAGGAAAUCAGUAGAUUCUGUCCCAGUGGUGCAGCAAACAGAGAUACACCUGGACAGUGAUACAGACGUGGAUGAUGAUGUUGUUGUGUCGGACAGUGCUACCAAUGUUACCUCCUUCGUAUCGGAUCCGGUUGAGAAACCAGACGGUUCUGCCCCUGCAGUGCCGCCCGUAGAAUUCCACCUAGACACUGACACAGAUGUGGAAGAGGAGGACACAGACACACAUUCCAAAACAGUUCCAGAAUCAGAUUCUAGUGGGAUCAGAACAGGGAUUGCUGGUCACCAGGAGAUCCUUUUGGACAGUGAUACUGAUGAAGAAGACAACCCUUUUGCCCCUCCGGCCAGCAGCAGAACAGCGGAGCUCCUUAAUCCACCCACCAGUGUAGGACCUGCAGCUGCUGCUCCUCUGGAGAUCAGGUCUGACAGCGACACAGACUUAGAGGAAGACGCCACACAGACCAUGAACCUUCCUCCUCCUAAUGUCGCCACGGUAACGGAGGACACGGUGUUAGCGUCGCGACAGGCCGUGCUUCCAUCACCCACAACAACGAUAACCGGUGCUGUUACCACGACAAUCGCUCUCAGGUCUCAGGACUCUGAUGCUGACACAGAUGCUGAGGAGGAGAGGUUGGAGCCCAAACCCCCCCGGUGUCGGCCCCCAGCAGGGAUGGUCCCGGAGUCGGACCUCAGUGAGCCCAGUGACUUCAGGAUGGACAGUGAUACGGAGGAGGAUGGACCAGAGGAGGCAGGCCAGGGACAGACUGGAGGUCGGCUCAGAGAGGGGGCAGCUGGCCCCGGGCUGCUCCCCCUGGGGGGUUCCCCUGGCCCUCAUCAGAAGUGCUCCACCCCUUUGGCAUCGUCAGUACAGGAGGAGAUGGAGACUCAGGCCUUCCUCAGUCCCUCUGACCCCUUCAGACACCCAGCUCUCCCUCCUGUGCUGAGGCCUACAUCAGCAUUGUCCUGCUCUGCAUCAGACAGCCAGGAGGACGAUGACUUUGUGGUGGCCGAAACCCAGUCAUUUGUGUUGGAGGCCCAGAACCAGGGCCAUCAGAGCAGCCUUCCAGUGGAACCAACCCUGGAUGCUACACAGCCCUACGGUCUGGAGCCUUCCUUGGGGGAGGACCAGGAGGAGCAGCCCAGCCGAGGCUCCUUCCAGCUGGGUCUGUCAGACAGCAGCCACCUCCACCUCCAGGCCAGGGACCAGGCCUCAGAGAGCACCCAGGCAUUCAACUUCCCAGAUGGGGAUUCUGACCUGGAGGCCACCCAGACCUAUGGAUCUGGAGGGGGAGGCGAGGAGCCUGGCCUGGGCCAGAGGUCUGCGGUGUUCGGGAGGAACAGGCAGGUGGACUUUGUCCUGGAGGCAACACAGGCUUAUGCUGCCCAGCCUUGCAGUGACACAGAGGAGGAAGAUGAAGAGGAGACCCCCACCACGUCUAAUGUUGCUACGACUGAAACCCUGCCCAUGUCUGCCUAUGAGGAAGAGGAGGAAGAUUUGGUUGGGGCCAUGCCCUCAACCCCAGUAAGGAGAGGGAGAUCUGGAGGAGCGAGGGACAGAGAGGAAGAGGAGCAGGAGACCCAGACUGGUGACGUGCUGAUCAACCAAUACCUCUCCACGGCUCAAACUCUGGACAUGGUCCAGGAGAGUGAUGAUGAGGAAGAAGCCAAACCAGACUCACCCAGAGGAAGAGGACAGUCCCAAGAACAGACAGUAGACGAGGAAGAGACACAGACUGUCUGCUCCUACCUCUCCACUGCUGAAACCCAGCCCAUGUUUACUGCUGCUGAGGAUGAUGAUGAUAAUGAGGAGGAAGAACUCAAAUCUCCAUCACCCAGAAGGAGGGCAAGGUCCCAGAGAGGGAGAGUAGAAGAGGAGGAGACACCACCUAGUGAGUUCCUCACCAGCUCCCACAUCUCCACCGCUGAAACUCAGCCUAUGGGUACUUGUGACACUGAGGAAGAGAAGGAGGAAGACACCAAAGAUAAAGGACGGGCUCAGAGAGGGCGAGGGAAAGAGUCGGAGGCUGGGACAAGCGGUGUCAGCAGUAGAGGUAGAAGAGGAGCUAGAGGAGGAGAGGAAGAAGAGGAGGGUGCUGAGCCUCCAAAGACACAGACAAGAGGGAAGGGGAAGGCUGUGAACACCGCAGGAGGCAGAGGGAGGAGAGGGAAGGUGCUGUCUGAGGAGGGAGAGAGUGAGAAAGAAGAAGAGGUGGAGGUGGUUGAGCAAGGGAGAAGACGAAGAAAGAGUGUGAAACAACAGAAAGAGGGAGAAAAAGAAAGACUUGAAGAGGGAAUAGAAAAGGAAAGACAAGAACAAGCUGAGAAGGAACGGUUGCAGAAGGAAAAAGUAGAAUCAGAAAGGGUUAUGAAGGAACAACAGGAGAGAGAAAGGAUGGAGCAGGAACUUAAAGAACAAUAUGAGAGAUUAGAGAGGGAGAGAGUGGAAAGACGAGAAACAGAAAGGAUGGAGAGAGAGGAAAGGGAACAGGAGGAAAGAGAGCAGCUUGAGAGGGAAAGGAAGGAACGAGAAGAGCAAGAAAGACUGGAGCGAGAAAGCAGGGAAAGGGAAGAGCUUGAGCGAGAGAGGGUGGAAAGAGAGGAGAAAGAGAGAAUAGAGGGAGAACAAGCAGAAAAUGAAAGAUUGGAGAAAGAGCGUAAAGAGAUAUUGGAGAAGGAAAAAAUGGAAAGAGAAGAGAUGAAAAAACAGGAGCGAGAACGACUGAAGAAGAACAAGGAAGAGAAGGAGCGAUUAGACAGGGAAACGAAGGAAAGAGACCUGAAAGAAAAACUGGAGAGGGAGAAGAAGGAAAGAGAAAAGAGGGAAGCCAAGGAGAAAGAAAAGGAGAUUAUUAAAGAACAACAAGUGAAGGAACAAGGAGAAAAACAAACAAAGACAAUGAAAAUGAUCCAAAAACAUCCACUAGAGGUCGCAGACCAAUCACCAGGAGAACCGUCACGGUUCCACCCACAACUGAACCACAACCUGAACUUGAUAUUCUGUCCAGCCAACCAGAACCAGUCCCAGCUAGUAUAAAGGUCUCGCUCCAACUCUUCCAACUCUGUCAGCUCUGAGAGAUCCAGCAUAGGCACCCUGGGGAGCAGAGGGAGAGGGGGGAGGAAGACCACCAGCACCACAGAGCCAGCCCCUGGUCCAGACAACCCCACCCGCAACAGCACCAGGAGACGGACGUUGGUCGGGACGGUUGUGGCUCCCCCUACUGCUUUGGAGGUCACAGUGCAGGACAUUCUCUCCAGCGAACAGUUUGUUGCCAGGAGAACCCGCUCUCGCUCCAGCUCCACCAACUCCCACAGCUCCCUCAACUCAGAGGUCUCCACCUGUAUCGCGGCUAGCAUGAGCUCUCAGAGCAAAGGGAGGGGAGGAGGGAGGAGGAAGACUGGAACAGAGUCUGUCUCUCCCAGUAACAGGCAGAGUGAGCAGCCUCGAGCCCCCAAGCCCACAGCCAGAGGCAGGAGAAGCCAGAAAGUAGAGGAUUAUGGUCCACAGCCUGAGAUUAAUGAGAAGGCUGAUUCUCAGGAGGCUGGUGGUACCACUAGAGGGCAGAAGAAAACAGACAAAACCAAUGAGCCAGACCCUGUAGUAGCAGAUGAAGAAACCACUCCAGCCCAGGUAACCGAGGACUCCCCCGCUCCUAGAGGGAAUGGAAGAGGCCGGGGCCGAGGCGGACAGAAAGACAACACACCUGAAUCCACCACUACAACAGCAGGAGGGGACACUCCAAGUGAAGAGGGAGUGGAGUCUAAAACAGGUGGGAGAGGGAAAGGGAGGAAGAAGGGGCUGGAAGAGGAGGAGGAGAGCAGUGGGUUCAAGGUUCCCCGGGGUAAAGCUAAGGUUCAGAGGGGAGGGAGACGCAGGGCAGCAGAGGAAGGAGAGAAAGAGGAGAAACCUGCAUCCACUCCAGCAAAGAGGGGCAGAGCCUCCACUGCACAGGUGAAAAAGAUAGCAGAGGAGGAGAAGAGUAUGGAGGGACAGAGUGAGAAGAUGGAAGAGGCUGGUACUGUGCAGAGGAAAGUCCGAGGCAGGCAGUCAACGGUUCAGAUAAAGAAAGAAGAGGAAUCUGUUUUGGACUCUAAUUCUGUGGUGCCCCAGACCCCUACAGGUAAGAGCAGAGGUAAGCGUAGGGCCCCUGUGGAAUCAUCACCUUUUGCCAAGACCCCUUGCUCCUCCUCUGCCUCUCCCCUGUCCUCUCUCUCCUCCCCUGGGACACUGGGCCGAGCUAGGGCCUCUACGCAGUCCUACAAGGUGUUGUUUACAGGAGUGGUGGAUGAGGAGGGGGGGAAGGUGGUGUCUCGUCUGGGGGGCAGCCUGGCGAAGGGCGUGGCCGACAUGACCCACCUGGUGACUGACAGGAUCCGACGCACCGUCAAGUUCCUGUGUGCUGUGGCCCGUGGCGUGCCCGUCGUCACCACCGAUUGGCUGGAUAAGUGUGGUAAGGUGAGUAGUUUCCUACCUACUGACAGGUACCUGGUGAAGGACAGGGAGCAGGAGAACAAGUUCAGCUUCUGUCUGGAGGAAUCACUGAGGACCGCCAGCAUCCAACCUCUACUACAGGGAUAUGAGGUCCAUGUAACCAGGUCAGUGUUGCCUCAGCCAGCCCAGAUGAAGGACAUCAUCGUCUGUAGCGGAGCUCGCUUCCUCUCCAAGAUGCCCUCCACUCAGAAGGCCCAGGCCCGGACCCUAGUGAUAUCGUGUGGGGAGGACUGGUCUCUCUGUGCUCCUGCUCUCUCUGCUUCUCUCCCCGUCCUCAGUGCUGAGUUCCUGCUAACUGGUAUAUUACAGCAGAGAGUGGACCUGGUAACCCAUGUCCUCUCAGCCCCCAAACCCAGGGCCCAGCCAGGAGCCAAAGGCCAGGCCAGUGGCAGGAAGAGAACGUAACAGAAAAACAAAAUUCACCUGGGUGGUAUUCAUUAGUGCAUACUGUAGCAAAACAUUAUGCAACAGAAAACAAAAACUAGUGUUGGACAAGUGCAGGUAAUCCCUCCCUGUUUUAGUCUGUUUUCUUCCGAUAGGUGAAUAUGACCCUGUCUACAGGGCCAGGGAGAAGGCAUUAUAGUUCCAGAGGAGACCGCAGACAGACGACACCCGUGUGUGUGUGUGAUGGCAUGCAGCACCCACCUCCACCUGUAUAGAGAACAGUAGCAGGUCCAGGCCACAGAGGAGUAGUAACUACAGUACUACUACCCAGGAGGGGCUGGAGACCAUUAGACACCUGAGAGAGGGGAGAAUGAGGAUUCGGAUGUACAAGAGACAAAUGGCAGCAUCCCAAAUGGGACCUUAUUGCCUACUUUUGAAAAGAGCCCUGCACUAUAUAGGGAAUAGGGUGCUAUUUGGGACGCAGACGUAAAAGGCUGGUGAGAGGAGACAUCCACCUGUAUGACCAACUAGACUAGAUAGUUGAGAAUGUAUUCACUCAGAUAAGACAAACAAACCCAAGAUAUGGAAAUGUACUCCUAUGUUUGAGGGUAGAGAAUAUACAUGCAGAGAAAUGCUCUGAAUAGAUUUGUUUAUAAAAAAAGAUGUAAAUAUGAGGUAACAGAGAGAAAUACAUGAGAUCAUUUACUGCCUAUCCCAGUCAUAUUUAUUUUAUCUGUUUCUUCCUGUCUCUUCUCUCCUCCUGAUCCUUCAUGUACAGUUGAAGUCAGAAGUUUACAUACACCUUAGCCAAAUACAUUUAAACUCAGUUUUUCAC
Molecule: messenger RNA, 7168 nt
Organism: Salvelinus namaycush (lake trout)
Lineage: Eukaryota; Metazoa; Chordata; Actinopteri; Salmoniformes; Salmonidae
Product: mediator of DNA damage checkpoint protein 1-like
Biological process (GO): positive regulation of transcription initiation by RNA polymerase II
Cellular component (GO): nucleus
Molecular function (GO): protein binding
Source: RefSeq, a predicted model, not a curated record